Messenger RNA from Schistosoma turkestanicum, 6426 nucleotides. The record is from the annotation of a GenBank genome assembly. NCBI's taxonomy places the organism in Eukaryota, Metazoa, Platyhelminthes, Trematoda, Strigeidida, Schistosomatidae.
GUCUGUUGCUUUCGCUGAGUUAUAUGCACUAGACAGUCUAGCAGUUGCAGACAUUCCUACUGUGAACAUAAAUUGUGAUACAUUUUCCAGAACGCUUCAAGAUGCUAGUUUUCCUGACAAGGCUGGAGGGUUUACCUUCUUUGAUUCAACAGUUGCUUUGACGAAUCGUUUCAUUUUGUGGCGUUCACAUGGGGAUAUACUUGAGUUGCAAGAGUUGUCUUUGCACCAUGACCUCCCAAAUAAUGUUAUCAAAAUCUCCUUCGGAGGUUCUGCUAUAGUUAACUGUCAAAUAACUGAGACACCUAACAAUGUUGUUUGUCUUGUGUGCACCUCUCAUGGAGCUUCACAGUUGAUGUUCCCUCAUCCGCGUGUGAUUUCUACUUCUGUUCAACAUUCCGUUAUCGGUAGCAGUAGAAAUGUUCAUCAUACUUUUCAUCAAAUAAAAGGGCUUCAGCCAAUGACCAUUCGUUGUGCUACAGCAUUCGUACAGACUCAUUCUGGUGCAGUAGUCUUUGCCUAUGGAUUAUCUACGGGUUCCAUACUCGUUGCAACGGUGAAUCUACCUAAUUCUUCUGCCACAGAAGUCACUGAGGUCUUUGAGUUGUGCCAAGCUUCAAUGAUUCAGAAGAUAUGGUGCGGUAUUACACCGUUUUCUAGCAAAAAUGACAACGAUUCUUCUUCCUCACCAUUAGACAUAAGUGCUCUGAGUCUUGGAUCUGAUGAACACUUUUUAGCAACUAUUUGCAAAGAUCACCGUUUAAGGUUAUGGGAUCUCAAGCAUCGCAGCUGUUUCGUUGUAUUAGAUCUCUUGGAGAUGCUACCCAAGACGUUUGAUCUUAGUCCUACUUAUGAUUCAUCUACAUUACACUCAAUGUUUGCACCUGGCUUAUGUCACCGUCUAUCUUCCUAUCCUGCAUCUGAUCAUGGUAUCAUUUUGGUUGCAUACAUGUCUUUGUGUUUAUCUUCAUCUAACAACAUUAGUUUUGACUCUACUUCUUCUAAAGAAGUAAAUUCAAACUACUGGUUUUGGAUGCAUUUGGAUAUCGAUAAAGCUUUAAGUCGUAAUCGAGAAAGUUUAAGUGUACUACAAGUAAAACCAUUAUCUGAACCUUCAUGGGGAAAUAACAGGGAAAUAUGGUCACACCAGAAUGAUCUGAACAUAUUACCUAAAUUAGAAAGACCAGAUGUUAGUGUCUUGGAUUUUAUUCCUUCACAAGUAAUCCAGAAGCCAAGUGGUGGAAAUGAUUCACCUAGAAGUCGAAAAAUGCGUAAAAAAACUCUCGGCGGUAUAUGGUGGAUAGCACAUCAAACAAACUCUGAAAACACUGAUCUAGACAGUAGUUACUUUGUCAGGUGGACAGAAAUUCAAAGCCUAGACUGUGAUACUAACAAACGUAACAGAACUAUUUCAGCUUUCCCACCUGGUGUAAAUUUUCUUGAACCUGUGCCUAGCUGGUAUAAACAUCCUACUUACUUAGUAGAAUCUUCAGACGAUAAAUCAAUAAACAAUAUAUGGGAUGAAACUAGUGUUGACGUUCAGUUACAUAUAUUCUUGGAUCAACUUUUUCAUCCUGGUUGCUUGUCUUGGUUUGCAAUUGCAAAUGCAUUCAAAUCAAUUUGUGAAAGUUAUUCAAUCUUGGAUUGUGAUUCAAUAUUCACUGUUAGUAAUCUUCAUGAAAUGCGUAUCCUUAUACAUCGCACAUUGACAGAUAAGCUAAUUCCAAAUCUUGAUCAUGCUGGUUUCAAGACAAUGUUAAAGACAUUUUAUGCUACAGCUAUUGAUUAUCAUGAACAUGGUUUACAACCUUUGGGAUUGUUACGUUUAAAUACUAUACCUACUACCAAUAGUAUAUCUUCAGGAAAGACAUUGUUUCCUAGUGAAGAUACAGUUAUAGUUAUUCGUCGAUGGGGAUUUUCUAUUCUACGUUAUUUACAAGAUGUGGAAAUUCUAUUAUGGAAUAAUACACCUAUAAUUGAUUGGAUGCAAUCAACCCAUCCUGAUACCGAAAUCAAUACACAAAACAUUAUUGAUCUGACAACAGACUGUAGAAAAAUUUUGCAUAUUCUCCAAGCUCAUCCUAAUUGGCUUCAUUGGAAAGCUAGUCUUUUUGGUCGUACAAAAUCUAAUGUAAACAUCAGACCAUUGGUAUUAGUUGAACAAAUAAUUGAACAACUUGAUCAAAUCAAUGAAUGUUGGCUACCACCACCGAUUAUUUCCUCGGUGAAAUUUAAAAGUCCAUUUUCUACUGGUUCUGUAUCCAAUUCAUAUCUUACUGCUGUCAUCUCUUUAAUAUCUCUUCUAGACAAUUGUGAUAUUAUGGAUAAAAGUAUUCAAUCUUUACAAAGUUUAUUUGAUACUGAGACUAAUUCAGUAAUGUAUGAAGAUAUGGAAAUCAUUGAUCAAUCAUGGUAUAAUAAUAGUAGAUCUGUUGGAGAAAGAAUUGAUAAAGGUGGAAAUAAAAAAUUCAUUAGAAAUCUUUCUAAUUCAAGUAUAGAAUUUGUACGUUUAUCACUUGGUUAUUCUACUGAAACGCGUAUUUUAUUUGCAUUGGCUUUAUUAAUUCUAAUACGACGUAAUGAGCUUGCUUCAAAUGAUUUAAUUAUAUUAUCGGAUAAAACUAAUGUUGGUGAUGACGAUGAUGAUGAUGAAGAGGAGGAUGACGACGACAAUGUUGACGGCGACGACGAGGACGAGGAUGGUGAUGAUCAUCGUCUAGGUGGCAGACAAUCAAAAUGUGUCAAUGUUCAUUGGCAUAGUCAUGCAAAAAAUCGACUUGUCUCAUUAAUUCAUAGUCUUGAAUUUCUGCAUACUUUAACAAUAACUCGUUUACGACCUACACCUGAUAUGGAGAAAUUAUCUAUCAUCAGAGAUCAUUUGAAUAUUCUCGGGAUUCAUGAUAUUCUCCUUUCUACUGAGCGUUUGAAUUCUACUAAUACUACUACUAAUACUACUACUCUACUAUCAGUAUCAGCAAUCAAUCAAACACCAUCUGGUAUGACAAUAUUUGAUCAAAUCUGGUUGAAUUGGGAUUGGUUGAAAUUGUGUUCUUCAUCAUCAUCAUCAUCAUCAUCAUCAUCUACGAAAGCGUACACUUCAUCCUACACUUUUUCUAGUUGGCUUGAAUUCACUAAUCAUGUUUUAUUAGAAUUUCCAAGAUUAUUAUCUCCUACAACAGAUGGUGGACAAGGAAUUGUCUAUGUUCUCUGGUUGUUACUAUGGUAUGGACAUUCAAGUGAAGUGAUCAAAUUGUGUAUGCUUUUAUUGCCUCCAUCCCAAUCAACUCGAAUGAUUAGAAAUGCUAGAAAACAAUUUCAUGAUAUUCUCAAUAAUUAUGAAGAUCAAAGAAUUUGGCAACAAUUGUAUCGUUUUCCAGAUUUAAUCAAUAUCAAUGAUGAUGAUGGUGAAUUGUGGCAAUCUCAAAAUAUUAUCGAUACUACUUAUAAUGAUGUUAAUAAUGGUGAUGAUGAUGAUGAUGAUGAUAAUAAUAAUGACAACGAUAGAAUUUCUUGGUGGUGGCAAAAAGACUAUAGUUUUGUUCAUUUAUGCAUUGGUUUAGCGAAAUUAUGGUUAGGUGAAUCUACAUCAGCUAAGAAACAUUUUACUAUUGCAAGUAAUUGGUUAUAUUGUUAUACACAAUUAUUUGUGAAUAAUUUAACAGAAUUAUCCAUUUCCCGUCAUCAACAUCAUCAUCAUCAUUCGAUUGUAUCAACAAUGAUCGAAUCACCAGUGACAAUCAAUCAUUUUGUGCCCAAAUUGUUAAUUCCAAUAUUAUUUCCAAAAAAAUUUUCAUUAUUAAAAUUAUUCUGUAUAAAUGGAUUAUUAACAGGGAAAGGAAACAGUAAUGGUGGUCUAUCUGGUGGGCAUUCACUUUCUCCAGUUGAAGUACAAAUACGAUUUUUGAUGAAAUUAAUGUCUGUAUUUGAAGUAUCUAAUUAUGUACCGGAAAUUCUUGAUAUUGCGGAAUUCUGUUUGAAUCGAUUAGCUGAAAAUCAAAAUUCCAUCAAAUCAAAAGAUUUUACAAAUCCAAACAAUGAAUUGAGAUCAACUCAUCGUUUAGCUUCUGUGUUAGCUAAUUUACGUGGAAUAAUGGAGAAUGAUAAUCUGGGCGGUUUUCUAUGUGGUUCAGUAAAAAAAGAACAGGCCGAAUUCAUUGAGAAUAAUUAUGGUAGUGUUGAUGAUAAUGAUGCUCAAUGUGAAAUUAAUACACGUUUAGCUGAAUUAGAAGCUGCUUUAUGGACACGAAUGUUUAAACAUGAACUUGUCUUAGGACAUUAUACUAAAGCGUAUAUGAUACUUCGAAGUAAUCCAGAUACUGCUAGGCGUCGAGAUUGUUUACGUCAGUUAAUAGUCACAGUUUGUGAUCGUGGUGAAGCAUCCAAAUUGAUUUCUUUUCAAUAUGGACCUAUGGAAAAUGAAUUUAUUGCAAUAUUGGAAGCUAGAGCUCGUGCUGCUGAUGUAGUCAUAGUACCACAACCAUCAGAUAUAUCUACAGACAAAUCCAAUUCUUUGUCGUCAUCCGCAACUCGUUCUAAUCCAUACUAUGAUGUAUUAUACGCUUAUCAUAUACAUCGUGCUGAUUAUCGUUCAGCUGCAUCUGUAAUGUUUGAACAUUCUUAUCGAUUAAUUGAAGAGACUAUGUUAGCGGCUUCACAAUGGAAUAGUUUACGGUUUGGUGGUGGUGCACGUAUUCUCAUUGGUUUACAACGUCAAGCUGCUUGUCUUGCUUCAGCUAUUAAUGCACUUUAUUUAGUGCCUAAAGAUAAUCAAUGGCUUGUGUGUAUAAGUCCUGUGAAUGAGAAUGUCAUUGUCCAUGUUGAUAAUAAUAAUAACGGUGAAAAUCAUCAUGAUAUCUCUGUAACUGAAUCAGACAGUAUGGAUUCUAUGAAUGAUGACUGGGCAUUUGCUAAUCCUGAUGAUCUUGUCUUAGACAAUGAUGCUAUUGAUGAAGAGCGCACAAUUAAUUCUCUUCCAACUCCUCCUCCUCCCCAUCAUCAAUUGAGAUGUAAUAGUCUGAAUGGAGAAAAACACUCAGUGGACAGUGUAAAACGCAGUGCCACAACAAUUGAUCCAUCUUUACAACAAAUUGGACGAGAUAAACAAAUAAUUACAUUGAAAGAUUUAUUCAAUAUGUAUAUAUUAACACGUGCACGUCUUCGUCUUGCUCAAGCUUGUUGGGAACAGGGAAUGUUAAGAGCUGGUGCAUUUACACUAGAGGAAGUUGUUCAUGGUCUGUUGUCUGUUGCGUUAUAUGAUGAAGCUGUUCGUCUUUGUGAAUCGUAUGAUCUUGAUCCGACAGUUAUUAUUAAUAGUAUAAGUUUACGUUGUAGUGAACUAGCUCAAUCUGCAGCUGGAAGUUUUAAUUUAGCCACUGUGCCACAACAUACUACAUCGAUCAUCACUGCAUCAACUGGUUUCAAUCAAUUCUCAAUUCUACCAGGUUUGGCGAAUGAUUCUUCACCGUUAGAACAUGAAGUUGAUCUAGUUCAACAAUCUUUAUCUAGCUUGAGUACAUUGAAUGUUGAUGUGGCUGCUGGGAACAAUGGAAAUAAUAUCAAUGCAAUUGGAAAAUCCAAUAACCAUUCUAAUUAUAGUUAUUUUAAUCAAUCCAACUUACCGGAAUUGUAUUGGUGUCUUUUGGAAACAGUUCUCACACGUCUAGAUCCACCAAAUCCAACUAAUUCAAAGCCAUCAACAUUUCAAACUAAUAGUCAUGGUCUACUGCAUUUAAUUGCAUGUGAAAAUAUUCUUGCCUCAGGUCCUAAUCAAUUAUAUCUACCGGAAUGGUUAACUUCACGUUUAUUGUCUACUUCAUAUGCAACAGAACGAGCUGUUAAUUUAUUACGAUUGUAUAUAAAAUUUAAUCGUUUAGAAAUAGCAUAUCAAUUAGCAAUGGAUAUAUUGGAAUCAGCUAUGAAUAAUGCUGCAUAUGCAUCGUCGUUUGGUGUACGAUCUACCUUAUCUAAUUCUUCUAUGGAUUCAAUCAAUUCUAAACGAAAAACUAAUAAAACUGUUAUACUAGCAGGUACAAUGUAUCUACCACAUACAUUAUUUAUUUAUAUAUUGAAUACAUUGAAAUUAUUAUCAAUGGAAUCAAAAACUUUUGAAACUAUGUACAGCAAUUUAGAAUCAGCACUAAGAAAUUAUUAUGUGAAACUUCAAUCAAUUUCUCGUGGUUUAAUCAUUCCUGAAGGUUCCACUAUGGAUCAGCGAUUCGAGAACUCUAUGUUAACUCGUAUGAACUACACCUGAAUAGAGUAGUCUAAUCUUUCUAAUAUACCCACAUAAAUAAAACCUACCAAUCCUUGUUUUUUUUUUGUAAAAAAAAUUAACAUUCACUGUAUCAUAUUCUGUUUGUACAAUAUGCAUAUUUACAAAUAUUUUGUAAACAAAUGUUGUAAUUAUUUUGUGUAAUUAUAAAAAUUAUU